Molecule: messenger RNA, 1498 nt
Organism: Saimiri boliviensis boliviensis (Bolivian squirrel monkey)
Lineage: Eukaryota; Metazoa; Chordata; Mammalia; Primates; Cebidae
Source: RefSeq, a predicted model, not a curated record
GCUCAUUCCUUCUCGGUCAUUUUAGCUAGAAAGUUCCUGCUUCAGAGCUGAAGGUGAUUGGAAGAUUUUAACUUAGAUCUCCAGCAAGUGCUACAAGAAAGAAAAGAUCCUGAACAAUCACCAAAUUUUCUGUGAGGUCAAGUCCAAGUAACAACCCUGCCUAACCACAAGCAGGAGAAAUGAAGCACAUUUUCAACCCAUAUGAAAAUGUCAACAACACAGCAAGAAAUGAUUCUGACUGUCCUCGUGUGGUUUUGCCAGAAGAAAUAUUUUUCACAAUUUCCAUUGUUGGAGUUUUAGAGAAUCUGAUUGUCCUGCUGGCUGUGUUCAAGAAUAAGAAUCUCCAGGCACCCAUGUACUUUUUCAUCUGUAGCUUGGCCAUUUCUGAUAUGCUGGGCAGCCUAUAUAAGAUCUUGGAAAAUAUCCUUAUCAUAUUGAGAAACGUGGGCUAUCUCAAGCUGCAUGGCAGUCUCGAAACCACAGCCGAUGACAUCAUCGACUCCCUGUUCAUCCUCUCCCUGCUUGGCUCCAUCUUCAGUCUGUCUGUGAUUGCCGCCGACCGCUACAUCACCAUCUUCCAUGCACUGCAGUACCACAGCAUCGUGACCAUGCGCCGCACCGCAGUGGUCCUUGCACUCAUCUGGACGUUCUGCACGGGGAGUGGCAUCGCCAUGGUGAUCUUCUCCCAUCGCGUGCCCACAGUGAUCACCUUCACGUCGCUGUUCCCGCUGAUGCUGGUCUUCAUCCUGUGCCUUUAUGUGCACAUGUUCCUGCUGGCUCGAUCCCACGCCAGGAAGAUCCCCACCCUUCCCAGAGCCAACAUGAAAGGGGCUAUCACACUGACCAUCCUGCUUGGGGUCUUCAUCUUCUGCUGGGCCCCCUUUGUCCUUCACAUCCUCUUAAUGACGUUCUGCCCAAAUAACCCCUACUGCGCCUGCUACAUGUCUCUCUUCCAGGUGAACGGCAUGUUGAUCAUGUGCAAUGCCGUCAUUGACCCCUUUAUAUAUGCCUUCCGGAGCCCAGAGCUCAGGGAUGCAUUCAAAAAGAUGAUCUUCUGUAGCCGGUACCGCUAGAGUGACUGAUCCCUCAUUUUAGAAUCUAUGGGAAUAAUGUUGCCAAGUGACAGAAUAAUGUAACAUUCCAACAAAUGCCAGUGCUCCUGACUGGCCUUCCUUCCCUAAUGGAUGCAAGUGUGAUCCCACCAGCUAGUGUUUCUAAUAGCUAGGUUCUGUGUGAACAGUCUUAUUGUAGGGACAACUUUUAAACUUUACAACUGGAGAGAUAAAACAAUGUAGUAAAAAAAGGAUAGAAUACAAAGUAUUAGGUUCAUUCAAAUAUAAUUAUGGUUUUUGCCAUUACUUUUAAUGACCAAAAGUUGUGAUUACUUUUGCACCAACCUAAUACAAACAGCAAUAAAAACUCAAGACCUUUGGCUAAGGCAAAGGAUUGUUUUCCUGUGGACUCUAGCAAGCCAGUCCUGGGGAGGCACAACUCCAGG